Molecule: messenger RNA, 3015 nt
Organism: Aaosphaeria arxii CBS 175.79
Lineage: Eukaryota; Fungi; Ascomycota; Dothideomycetes; Pleosporales
Exons: 4
Coding region: 93-2792 (899 amino acids)
Biological process (GO): deoxyribonucleotide biosynthetic process; DNA replication
Cellular component (GO): ribonucleoside-diphosphate reductase complex
Molecular function (GO): ribonucleoside-diphosphate reductase activity, thioredoxin disulfide as acceptor; ATP binding
Source: RefSeq, a predicted model, not a curated record
GAGCGUGUUCCCUCCGCAACCCACCUCAAAACACUCACACGAGAUACCCUUUUCUUCCUGUACACAUAGCAUCUUUGCUUAUAUAGCUCGAGAUGUUUGUCUUCAAGCGUGAUGGACGCAAAGAGCGCGUGCAGUUCGACAAGAUCACAGCACGAGUAUCAAGGCUGUGUUACGGCCUUGACCCGGAGCAUGUUGAUCCCGCUGCUAUUACCAUGAAAGUCAUUUCUGGUGUCUACCAUGGUGUCACCACGAUCGAGUUGGACAACUUGGCCGCAGAGACCGCUGCGUACAUGACCGUCACUCACCCGGACUACGCCAUCCUCGCUGCACGUAUCGCCGUGUCCAAUCUCCACAAGCAGACGAAGAAGCAAUGGUCUGCCGUUGUAGCUGACCUAUACAACUACAUAAACCCCAAGAAUGGCAAGCAUCAGCCUAUGAUCUCAAAAUCAGUGUAUGAGAUUGUCCAAAAGAAUGCCGAAGACCUGAACUCUGCAAUCGUGUAUGACCGCGAUUUCAACUACCAGUUCUUUGGCUUCAAGACUCUCGAACGCUCAUACCUUCUCCGCAUUGACGGUAAGGUUGCCGAGCGUCCGCAACACAUGCUCAUGCGUGUGUCUGUCGGCAUUCACGGCGAGGACAUCGAGAAGGCAAUUGAGACAUACAACUACAUGUCAAGCAAAUACUUCACACAUGCGUCUCCCACGCUUUUCAACGCCGGUACGCCGUCGCCUCAGAUGUCGUCCUGCUUCCUUAUCGAUAUCAAGGAUGACAGCAUUGAGGGUAUCUAUGACACCCUCAAAACAUGUGCCAUGAUCUCCAAGACCGCUGGCGGUAUUGGCUUGAACGUACAUCGCAUUCGUGCUACUGGCUCAUACAUUGGUGGUACCAACGGCACAUCGAACGGUCUCAUUCCCAUGCUUCGGGUCUACAACAACACGGCCCGCUACGUUGACCAGGGUGGAAACAAACGCCCUGGUGCCUUCGCUAUCUACUUAGAGCCCUGGCAUGCCGAUGUCUUUGGCUUCCUUGAUCUUCGCAAGAACCACGGAAAGGAAGAGGUCCGAGCACGUGAUCUUUUCUACGCGCUCUGGAUUCCUGAUCUCUUCAUGAAACGUGUCCAGGAGAAUGGAGAGUGGACACUCUUCUGUCCCAACGAAGCUCCCGGUUUGGCUGACGUGUAUGGUGAUGAGUUUGAGGAGUUAUACCACCGAUAUGAAGCCGAGGGUCGUGGUAGGGAGAAGGUCAGGGCUCAGAAGCUCUGGUAUGCCAUUCUCGAGGCCCAGACUGAAACUGGUAACCCCUACAUGCUUUACAAGGAUGCUUGCAACCGCAAGAGCAACCAGAAGAACUUGGGCACCAUCAAGAGCUCGAAUCUCUGCACUGAGAUUAUCGAGUACACUGCCCCUGACGAGGUCGCCGUGUGCAACCUUGCCUCUCUUGCUCUGCCUGCCUACGUCGACCAUCAGCGUGGCGAGUAUGACUUCAAGAAGCUCCAUGAAGUCACUAAGAUUGUUACCAAGAACUUGAACAAGAUCAUUGAAGUCAACCAUUACCCUGUAGAGGAAGCACGUCGAAGCAACUUCAGGCACAGGCCCGUCGGUCUUGGUGUCCAAGGUCUUGCCGAUGCUUUCCUUGCCCUCCGCAUGCCAUUCGAUUCGCCAGAGGCCAAGAAGCUGAACAUUCAGAUCUUUGAGACCAUUUACCAUGCUGCCCUCGAAUCGUCGUGCGAGAUUGCCAAAGAGCUCGGUCCAUAUGAGACUUACGAAGGGUCUCCCGUCUCUCAGGGAAUUCUUCAGUACGACAUGUGGAAUGUCACACCCUCCGAUCUCUGGGACUGGGACUCUCUAAAGGCAAAGAUUGCCCAGCACGGUGUUCGCAACUCACUGCUUGUUGCUCCUAUGCCCACUGCCUCGACCUCUCAAAUUUUGGGUUACAACGAGUGCUUUGAGCCAUACACCUCCAACAUCUACUCUCGCCGUGUCCUGGCUGGUGAAUUCCAGGUCGUCAACCCCUGGCUUCUCAAGGAUCUCGUGGAUAUGGGCUUGUGGUCCGAUAACAUGAAGAACCGAAUCAUUGCUGAGGGCGGCUCGAUUCAGAGGAUCCCCAACAUUCCUGACGAUAUUAAGGCUCUUUACAAGACCGUGUGGGAGAUCUCUCAGCGUACUAUUGUUCAGAUGGCUGCUGACCGUGGCGCCUUCAUCGAUCAAUCCCAAUCUCUGAACAUCCACAUGAAGGAGCCUACCAUGGGUAAGAUUACAUCCAUGCAUUUCGCUGGCUGGAAGCUCGGUCUCAAGACUGGUCUCUACUACCUACGCACCAUGGCUGCCUCCGCUCCCAUUCAGUUCACAGUCGACCAAGAAGCUCUUAAGGUCGCAGACACAAAUGUUGCUCGUGCGUUGGGAUCUAAGCGAAGGCAGUUGGGUGGAACUAGCUCUCCCUCUCCUUCUGCCUCGGCCGUCCCUGCGCCCAUGUUCGCGUCGAAGACCCCUAACGGUACUUCUGACAACGGUGUGCCCACUCCUACGGCAACUCCUCCUCCCGCCGCUGCUGUGAAAGAUGCUUUCGCACAGAAGCCGUUCAAGGCAGACGUCGAGGAGGGUGACAGCCCAAAGCUCAUCAGCGCUGACCCUGCCGACAAGCCUGUAGAUGACGAAGUCCUUACUAAGCCGGCUGUCAAGCAGGAUGAGGAUGCAGAGGAUGACUCGGCUGCACGAGACGGGGACAUCUACGCUGAUGCUGUUUUGGCCUGCUCGAUAGAAAACAAGGAGGCUUGCAUCAUGUGCAGCGGUUAGACAAGAGCGAUGAUAAGAAUGUCUCUGACAUUGUUGGGAAUAUUUCAUAAGAGGAUGCCAUUGUCUUCAUCAUGUAUGGGAACGGCGUUUGGGCUGGAUGUCUGAUAAUUUGCUUCACACGGAGGAAUGAGACCAUGAGCUUGGAUGGGGGAACGUUAGCAUUAUCAACGUGUUACAUAUUUGGCCUUAAUAUAUACAGCGGGCUAUUAUGCUUAAAUGCAUC